CGCUCGCGCAUCUUCAACGGAUUUUGUUGAUUUGUUCGCUUCGCUCGCUCUGCCUGCCUUCGUUUGUAGCUUCGUGUCUGGUAUUUGCUCUCAUCGUGCUUUUAUUAGCAUUUAUACAAGUGUCUCUGUUUUACGCACGCGAAAUAAACUAAUUUAGAAACUGUGGAACUUUCGUUCUUUUGGUGUAACUGUGUAAGUUGGAAGUUCUCCUGAAGUGUUGGUGAAUGUGAUGUGAUGCCGGUUCGCUAACCAAGAUGGCGGAAAGUGACACUGAAGAGAAAUUGAAGAAGCUAGAAGAUAAACUGAAAUUGAAAGAAGGCACUAUGAAGGAUGAAGUUGAGGAUCUAAAAAACGAAGUUCCGCUGCUGUUGUGGCUUCAGGGAGGGCCAGGAGCCUCAUCUUUGAUCGGUCUUUUUCUCGAGUUAGGGCCGCUGUCCGUUCGGAACGAGUCCGGAAUUUUCAAAGUGAGGAAAAACGAAUACACGUGGGGAAAAGAAUUCUCUCUUUUAUUCAUCGAUCAGCCAGUGGGCACUGGUUUCAGUUUCACGGAUAAUUCAGAUGGGUACGCUAAAAAUUUGACAAUGAGCUCUGAUCAGCUGUACGAUGCAUUGACUCAAUUCUUCGCUAUUCAUGGGGACUACGAGGAGAACCCGUUUUACAUCACUGGUGAAUCAUAUGCAGGAAAGUUCGUGCCAGCUCUUGCAUCCAAAAUACACCAAAUGAACGUUGAAGGAGGACCAAAAAUUAAUCUACAAGGUAUUGCAGUUGGGAACGGCUUCACGGAUCCGUCAUCAAUGCUUUACUACAGUAAAUACUUAUUCCAGCUGGGGCUAAUUGACAUAAAUGCAAGGACAACAAUGGAAAAAAUUGAGGAAUACACAAAAAGCCUUAUUGAAAGUAAACAGUACAUAUUAGCCUUUAGUGUGAGUUCACAUCUACCUAUUUAUAUAAAUAAAAUUAGGGCCGGACUGACGAGGUUUGCCGGGGUGAUACAGCAUCUCGGGCCCUAUAGGAAGAGGACAAAGUUGUAGAAAAAGCUAUAGACUAAAUUAUAGCAAAAGGAUCAGACAAAGCUAUAGAUUCCGUUUUAGACAAAGUUGGAGACAAACGAGGACCAAUUAUGAUCAUCAAAGUGAUAGACAAUGCUACAGA
Messenger RNA from Bemisia tabaci, 1152 nucleotides. NCBI's taxonomy places the organism in Eukaryota, Metazoa, Arthropoda, Insecta, Hemiptera, Aleyrodidae. The record is from RefSeq and is a predicted model, not a curated record.